Molecule: messenger RNA, 1794 nt
Organism: Solanum verrucosum
Lineage: Eukaryota; Viridiplantae; Streptophyta; Magnoliopsida; Solanales; Solanaceae
Product: PTI1-like tyrosine-protein kinase At3g15890
Exons: 4
Coding region: 460-1563 (367 amino acids)
Biological process (GO): protein phosphorylation
Cellular component (GO): plasma membrane
Molecular function (GO): ATP binding; protein kinase activity
Source: RefSeq, a predicted model, not a curated record
AAAAACAUUAGCCCAAAGGUAAAAUAGUGACUUAACCCUGCCAUCAUAAUCUCCUUUUGCACGACAUUCGCCCAUUCUUCCCUCUCCCAACCAACCACCCACCCCCAAAACACUUUCGGUUUCAACUGAAAGGAGAAUUCAAUAGAGUUGGAUUGAUUAAAAGCAUCCCCAUUUGGAAUCUACUACUUUCUUUCUCUCUCUCUCUGUCUGUAGCUUUUUUGCAAUCUUUGAUUCGAAGGAAGUUUCUUCGCUGUAACGGAAAUGGGGAAACUUUAUUCUUAUUGAGCAGUUAAAAACAGUCAGAUAAAGUGAUUGCUGAGUGUAGUUCACGGUUUUUCUUCUUUUCUGCUAUGGGGUUCUGAAGAUUGAUUUUUGAUCGACUUGCUUAUUUGAUAUACUCUUCUGUUAAGAAAGAGAAAGUUGAGUUUUGGGUGUUUCAAUAUUCAAAAUUCAAAAGCUAUGGCCUUUUCGUCUAUUUUUUGCUGCGUCAAGGGUUCAGAUCGAAAGGGGAAAGCGAAGAAGCAGCCAUCAUGGAGGGUUUUUUCUCUGAAAGAGUUGCACUCUGCUACAAAUAAUUUUAACUAUGAUAACAAGCUUGGAGAAGGUGGUUUUGGAAGUGUUUACUGGGGGCAGCUAUGGGAUGGAUCUCAGAUAGCGGUCAAAAGGCUUAAGGUGUGGAGCAACAAAGCCGAGAUGGAAUUUGCUGUUGAAGUUGAAAUUCUGGCUAGAGUACGACACAAAAAUCUGCUAAGUUUACGUGGUUACUGUGCAGAAGGCCAGGAACGUCUGAUCGUAUAUGACUAUAUGCCUAAUUUAAGCUUGCUUUCUCAUCUUCACGGCCAGCAUUCUGCCGAAAGCCUUCUUGAUUGGAAACGACGAAUGAAUGUUGCAAUUGGAUCAGCUGAGGGAAUUGCCUAUCUACACCACCAUGCGACCCCACAUAUCAUCCACAGAGACAUCAAAGCAAGCAAUGUGCUGCUCGAUUCUGAUUUCCAAGCCCAAGUUGCUGAUUUUGGAUUUGCAAAGUUCAUCCCAGAUGGUGCAACACAUGUAACCACCAGAGUUAAAGGCACUCUAGGCUAUCUUGCACCAGAAUAUGCAAUGUUAGGGAAGGCAUCGGAGAGCUGUGAUGUCUACAGCUUUGGUAUUCUUUUGCUAGAGCUUGCUAGCGGCAAGAAACCGAUUGAGAAGGUCGAUUUAACUGUGAAACGCACAAUCACUGAUUGGGCUUUACCGCUUGUGUGUGAAGGGAAGUUGAGUGAACUUGCAGACCCAAGGUUGAGUGGGAACUACGUGGAGGAAGAAUUAAAAAGAGUGGUUCUUGUUGCUCUCGUUUGUGCUCAAAAUAGACCUGAGAAGAGACCAACAAUGCUUGACGUUAUCGAGCUACUGAAAGGAGAAGCAAAAGAGAAAUUCACAGCUUUGGAAAAUGAUGAAAUGUUCAAGAUUCCUCCAGUAGUGGAUGAUGAUGUUUUGUCAGGAACAGAAGGCAAUGGAGACUCUACUGCUUCGGAGGAAAAAGAACGAAAACCAGAAAUUGAAAAGAUAGAGGUACAAGCUUAAGAGAAUAUGGGUAAUUGAUUGUGGCUUGUUCAUAUUGAAUUUGUGUAGGACGUUCGGAGAAGAAAUACUGAUAUCCAUUACAUGGAACGACAGGUACUUUUCUUUUUUGAAUUGGAAGUAUCAUUUCAUUGGGUUGUGCAGGAAUGGAUGUUAUUGUUCUGCUCGUCUUUCGUGUGAUUUUCUCGUGUAAUAUGUUGGAACACAAGAAAUGAAAACUGUUUAUAUGCUGAA